AUGUUGUACGAGCGUCAGUGGUCGAUAAAACACGUGGAUUCGUUGAAUAGAAAUCCGAUAUGGGAUUAUUUUAGGAGAGACGUUGAAAAGGGAGUCGCUCAAUGUCUCAUAUGCAGAGAAUGGAAAAUAUUCAAAAAUCAUAAAUACACGACGAAUUUGAUAUCUCAUUUGAGUUCGAAGCAAAGGUUGCACUGUUACGCAUACGUAGAAUUCAACAGGAAGAGAAUGUUGUAUUCGAAACGGAAAUCGGAACCAUUUUGA
Messenger RNA from Pediculus humanus corporis (human body louse), 261 nucleotides. RefSeq lists its product as uncharacterized. Gene Ontology annotation, molecular function: DNA binding. Lineage: Eukaryota; Metazoa; Arthropoda; Insecta; Psocodea; Pediculidae. The coding region runs from base 1 to 261 and encodes 86 amino acids. The record is from RefSeq and is a predicted model, not a curated record. The transcript has 2 exons.